CAGCACUGAGUGACACUCCAGCAGCCUAAUCCAAAGAGUCAGGAUGCAGAGCGGCGCCCCUGCUCCAUCCAGCGACCUUUAACUUCUUUUUUCCAGGGCUGACUGAGGAAACCCUGCCGACACUUUGUCCUUAAACGCUCUAAAUCCCACCUCGGUGAGCACCAGCGGUGGGUUUCAUCUGUUCCGUCUUCCUUCUCAACCGGACUUGAGUGGACGUUACGUGGGGACAAUGGAAUCCAACGUUAUCCAGGACAGUAUCCGCCCUCAGAGGCUGCAGCCGGGGAUUGGCUUCGGGUCCGGACCGACGGGGACCCUCCGCUCCUCCUCUCUCCGACCCGGAGUAACGGUCCCGGUCGCGCCGUUGCUGCCCUCCCCGGCUUCCCUGUGCGCUUCGUCGGGGCCUCCUCCUCCUCCGCCGCCGCUGCAGCUGCACAGCCUCUAUGGAGGAGUGGGAGCGGGGCUGGGGCCCGGGGCCGGGGGCCACUGCAACCCGGGGAACCCGGCGGUUCUGAAGGAGGCGGUGGAGGCGGUGGUCCGCAGCUUCGCCAAACACACGCAGGGCUACGGCAGAGUGAACGUGGUGGAAGCUCUGCAGGAGUUCUGGCAAAUGAAGCUGACCAGAGGGGCCGACUUGAGAAAUGGAGCUCUGGUGGUUUAUGAAAUGGUGCCCUCAAACAGCCCUCCGUACGUCUGCUACGUCAGCCUUCCAGGCGGCAGCUGCUUCGGAAGCUUCCAGUUCUGUCCAACGAAGGCGGAGGCGAGGCGCAGCGCCGCCAAGAUCGCCCUGAUGAACUCGGUUUUUAAUGAGCACCCCUCCCGUCGGAUUACUGAUGAUUUCAUUGAGAAGAGUGUGAAUGAGGCGCUGGCCUCCUUCAAUGGAAACAGAGAAGAGGCUGAUAAUCCAAACACAGGGAUUGGGGCGUUUCGCUUCAUGCUAGAGUCCAACAAAGGGAAAUCCAUGCUGGAGUUCCAGGAGCUGAUGACCGUGUUUCAGCUGCUGCACUGGAACGGGAGCCUGAAAGCCAUGAGAGAGCGACAGUGUUCCCGACAGGAGGUACUGGCUCACUAUUCCCAUCGGGCCUUGGAUGAUGACAUGCGCACCCAGAUGGCGGCCGACUGGGUGAACCGGGAACAGAGCAUGGCGAGAACCAUCGCUCAGGAGCUGGCCUCGACGGAGCGGGAGCUGGAGGACGCCAGGCUGGCGGGCAGAGAGCUACGCUUUUACAAGGAAAAGAAGGACAUCCUGAUGUUAGCUGUGGGUCAGCUCAGCGCAGCCAACGCAGCCACUCUGCCAUCGCACUAAAAUAAACCCCCUCGCCACGCAGUUGGAUUCCUGGUAACAGUGUUGAUCGCUUUUUAAGAUGUUUUGUAACCAGGAUCAUCAGGAUUCAGCUUCCUUUUUUAUUCCUUAAAAAGAAACACUUAUCAAACUCUUUGUGCCUAGUAAUCCCAGGAAGCUGUUCUGCUUUAUUUAUCCUUGGAAAACAAAACAACAAAAUAAAAUAAAAACUUGUCACAUGGUUUUUACAUUGCCACAGUUCUGGAAACUGUGCAGACAGAUUUGAUUCAGGUGUGGAUUUGAUGGCAUGAAUUUAAUCCGGUAUAAAUGGAAUCAGUUACUAAAAGUCACUAAUGAUUCAGAAUCGGUAUAAGCAAGCAAAUUAUUUGAACUUGGAGCAUCAAAAAUGACUUUGAUUUACCUAGUUUGACAUAACUAAUUGAUCACGCCUAACUUUUCCAACUCCACCGAAAAAUGCUGUUUGUUCCCAAACAGUCUGAUCUCUAAUGCCUCAUCUGUGCACACAACUGAGGCCAGAAACAACCAACUCCUGCUCUCCUGACAAUACAUAUUUUUUGAAUGUUUAAAUCCAGCCAGAUUUAAAGAAAAAAGGUGAUCUGAAUCACAAAAAACAAACAAACAAAAAAAAACAAAACACCUAAUCGAAGCAUUUUUUUCCAAAAUUAAGUUUUUUGACUUACCCUUAAAGUAAUAUUUGUAUUCCAGGAAUUUUCAAUAUGGGUACGUUUGACUGACAGCUCUGUUUUCACACAGAGACGAAAGUCUAGUUAAAGACUUUUUUUUUGUACUGUUAUGUUUAUUUUACAUUUGUCUAUGAUUUUACAACCCUGACACUUGCCGAAUGUAUACUUAUAGCGUGCUAUCAACUUUAUAACUGAUAAAGCUACUUUGUUAAACUCUUAUUGACCAUUUCUACGUCAAUACAGAGUCUGAAAAAGUCAGUGUUCAUAAGAUGCAAAUAAAUUAGUAUUUUCUUGCCAUGUUUUGGGCUUUGAAAAAAGAAAGUCAAAACUUCACCUUGGACCUGAGUAAUGUUUUUUUUUAGAUCUUGGUGUUAUCGUUGAAGAUACUCAGAGCAGAUUUUGUUCUCUGAACCGUUUAAAGUCAGCAAAUGAUGAACUCUUUCUAUAGUUCUUUUUCUAAACUAUAUUUCUACAUGCAUAAAAUUGAAGACAUUUAACCUUGGAAAGAAUGCAUAUGAAUAAAGAAAUUGUUUGACUGAUUAAUGGUGAAAAUGCAGCCCGGAAGCAAACAGUAAAAACGCAACAAAGCACUUUUUCUCCUGCUGAAAACCAACCGAAUCACCAACAGCUGAAAUUUGUUACCUUAAUGUUUUUGGAGAUGGUAUUUUUAAAACAUAAAGGGGAAAGACUGAAUUGAAUUAAUGUCAGAGCAGCUUUUAUUUCCUUUGGGCUUAUUAUUUGACUUUUUUUAAAUUAAAAACAAUUAUGAUGAGAUCACUAAAACUAGAACCAGAGGCCUGCAAACUCUAAAUCAUUACGUUGAUUUACUUAGAAAGACAGAAAUAAAAAUACUAUUUAUAUACGAUUCUCUGAAUUAAAGAAGUGACUUCUUGCAAUUUUGUUCCUGUUUUCAUUUACAGAAAUGUUCUAUUUUUGACACAUUAAUCUACUUGCAUUAGAUUACAAAUGAUUUUUUUAAAAUAAAAAUGUCCACCAAUAUACACAUGUACCUCUAUAUGACAAAGUUCCCCUUAUAUGCCGCAGUGUUGGUUUAAUUAGGACUUUGUUCUUGUAGAUUUUCAUGUUUGCUUAAGCAAUAUACAGUGUGUGGUUUUUCAGUAAUCUAUUGAAAAAAAGAAAGGAAAUUAUGAAUGAAAACAAACUGUAUUUCACCAAGCUGUUAAAAAAAUAAGUUUGUGAUUUAAUUUUCUUCUUUCUGUUGUUUAUUAUAAAGAAUAUGCCCUUUAAGUGUUGUCUAUUAUAUAAGCCAUUUAAAAAAAAUAUUCAUUUUGUUUUUAUACGUAAGUAUUUUUUAAUUGAUAUCGGGUUGCUACACAUUUUAUAAAUAAAAGAACACAUUUUAUUUUUUUCAUUUCUUUGAUUUGUUGGGUUUGAUGCAUGAUGUCUUAGAUUUUGUUUUGCUUGAUCAUGUUUUAUACACAGUGUUGUUUUUUAAAGUUGCUUUUUGAGGGCCAAUUGUGUUUAUUUUAUAUGAACUUUUUGUAUUCUGUGUUUAUAGAUUUAUAUCAAUAUGUAAUAAAUGAAAAAAUAUGUA
Molecule: messenger RNA, 3538 nt
Organism: Cyprinodon tularosa
Lineage: Eukaryota; Metazoa; Chordata; Actinopteri; Cyprinodontiformes; Cyprinodontidae
Gene: lix1l
Product: limb and CNS expressed 1 like
Exons: 6
Coding region: 230-1303 (357 amino acids)
Biological process (GO): autophagosome maturation
Cellular component (GO): cytoplasm
Source: RefSeq, a predicted model, not a curated record